UUUCCUAAACCUUGUGGACCAUCAUCUGCCUCGCGAGCAAUGCGAGGAAGCCACCCUCACCUCAAUCCCGGCCUCACUCCAUCCUCCUUGACCUCAUAACCUACCUGGAUAUACCCUACCCUUGCUUCCCUUCUCAUGGAGGCCUCUGACUCAUGGCUGACGCCUGGCAAACUUUGUCUAAUCUCCAAGCUAGUAUAUAUUCACCCUCACCGUGCGCCUGCCUCGUUCCAAGUUGCGCACGCAUCCCUCCUCCUACCUGCAUUGCGAGCACUUGCUCCCAACAUGUCAUACCCUGUGAACGUCAACCCCGUCAACGGACCGACCGUCAGAUACUGUGGCACCCCGGUCUACUACGACCAUUCUCCCCUCCGUAAAGGGCUUUAUACAUUGCUCGGCAUGCUUUCCGUUACCCUCAUUGGCUUGACCAUCACUCGCAUCGUCAGGACCGAAUCUGUUUAUCGGCGGGGGUUCUAUGACCGUAUCAUUGCCGAGCUCCUGGCGACAAGCCUUCUGACGCUCCCGGUGGCUCUGCAUGCCUUCCAUACCCUAGAGCGUCGCAUCGACACCGGCAUUGGCAGGUCCUUUGCCCAUGAACUCGGUAUCCUCUUCGUCCUCUGGAUCCUCUGGCUCGUCGGCGCAGCCGUCUCUACCUCCCACUGGACCGACCUCUACUCCUGCUGGUACCUCUUCAGCUGCCGCCUCCUCACCGCCAUCGUCGCCAUCUCCUGGUCUGGCUUCGGCGUCCUUACCUUCCUCAUCAUCGCCAGCGCGGUGCUUGGGCGCCUCAAGGGCGGCUUCAUGCGCCCGAUGCACGCGCAGUAUAGCGCGCAUGCGUACCAUCAUAGGGGACCCUCGGCCUCGGCGCGGAUGUCGAAGGAGAAUGAGGCGGGAAUUCCUCCUGCUUGAGAAAUGCGUUUGAUUUUGGGAUGCCUUGUACUCUAUACGAUUUCAUGGUGAACAGUUGUCUCGCAUACUCAUAACUUUGGUCUUAGGUUUGAGGUUACUUUAUGAUUAUCCCUUCCAUUCUGAUGUCACUGGUUCGCGGUAUUCUAGUCUUCCUCUCUCCGUCUCUUAUGUACCUGUAGCUGAAUUCGUACUCAUAGUUUUCUUUGUCCAA
Schizophyllum commune H4-8 is the source of this 1117-nucleotide messenger RNA. RefSeq lists its product as uncharacterized. The transcript has 5 exons. The coding region runs from base 136 to 906 and encodes 256 amino acids. The record is from RefSeq and is a predicted model, not a curated record. NCBI's taxonomy places the organism in Eukaryota, Fungi, Basidiomycota, Agaricomycetes, Agaricales, Schizophyllaceae.